GACCCAACCCAGCCCAACCGUGCCAGUAGAAUUCGCAUUCAUCCAUGCCGAUUCCUCUCCGCGUGUUCCAUGGCCAAACCCCAAAAGAAAACCAGUCAAACCAAAACCACAAGCACCUCUUUCCUAGGCUGCUGCUUUGGAUAUUCUAGCAAAACUUCCGACCAAAAGUCCGCCGAGAUUAUCCGAUCCGAUGGCCAGAAGAAGACGCGUUCGCGUUGGUAUACGUAUUCUUGGUACGAGUUCCGACUGAAGAAGUCCGGCGCGAAAACCGUGCCGGUCGAAUCCACCCUGUCAGAGAAAGCAAAUCCGAAAAACAAAUUUCCGAAGCCGAAGUCGAAGUCAAAGUCCGACAAGCUCGCGACGGCGAAGCGAGUAACCAAUCAUAAGCCGCCAAGUCAGAUUCCGGUAGUGGUGCCAGUUGCUUCAGAUCAUCAAGCCCCUCAGGAAAAACCUGAAGAGACAACGAACGGGCCAUCACGGAACAUCAUCCUCGAAAAACGGGAUCAUGCGGAUCGUGCUUCCAAGGAGGACACGUGUCAAAAACGGUCCUCUUUCUGCCGGAAAAUAGAAGCCAUCAGAGCCGGGUCCAACCAACCCGGUUCACCGGAGGCCAAGCCCAAGCUCACUCGACCCGCUUCGAUUUCACACUCCGCGUCUUUACCCGUUUCGUUUCCCGAGAAGCGGGUUGCAAACCCUUCAUCAUCGACGCUCUCUCGAGGUACGUUGAAGAAACCAGCCCGGAAAAAAGAUGAAUUAUCCGAGAAACUUGACCCGGUGAUUGGUUUGUCUAUUGUCAUGGUCACCUUAAUAAUAAUGUUGUUAUGGGGUCGGUUAUGUGCCAUUCUUUGUACGUCGGCGUGGUUUUAUUUCGUGCCCCGUUUAGCAAACGUGACAAAUUCCGACGAUGUCGUGGGAAAAAAUCCAAAUUCACGUGAUUAUGAUUCCGAGGAGUACAAGAAGAAAGUGGUGUUAGAAGGAUUUCUUGAAAGAAACCACCGCAACGGGGGAACUUUGUAGUGAUGAUCAGCUGUUGACGUAUUUAAUUGUUUUACUACAGUGAGCCGCAUGGCAUUUUGUGUAAAUAAUUAAGCUGCGUGCAGAUGAAUCGUACAUGUCUAUAGUACUAGUUCUUCUGUAA
Alnus glutinosa is the source of this 1138-nucleotide messenger RNA. RefSeq lists its product as uncharacterized. Bases 70 to 1017 code for a protein of 315 amino acids. NCBI's taxonomy places the organism in Eukaryota, Viridiplantae, Streptophyta, Magnoliopsida, Fagales, Betulaceae. The record is from RefSeq and is a predicted model, not a curated record. The transcript has 2 exons.